Trifolium pratense (red clover) is the source of this 396-nucleotide messenger RNA. RefSeq lists its product as uncharacterized. Lineage: Eukaryota; Viridiplantae; Streptophyta; Magnoliopsida; Fabales; Fabaceae. Bases 1 to 396 code for a protein of 131 amino acids. The record is from RefSeq and is a predicted model, not a curated record. The transcript has a single exon.
AUGUUCGACACACACACUCUUGUUAUUUCAGCCAAUAGAGUAACUCAAUGGAAUGACAAUGUUGACACUCUUACAGUGAAAUGGGAUGGUGAAUCAGUAACCAUUCCUAGCGACGGUGACACUGAAUGGAAGACUAAUACCGACGAAAGAGAAGUGGUUGUGGAGAGAACAAAUGAUACAAUCAGUGUUAGAGUCACAGUUUCCGGUUUGCUUGAAAUGGACAUAAGGGUAAGACCUAUCGGAGAAAAAGAAAAAAAGCUUGUGAAGAGAGGUGUUGCUAUGCCAAUGAUGGAAGGAGAAGACAACUACCAAACUCCAUCUCUCUUUUCAACAUCAUGCAAACUCUGCAGGUUCCAGAGACCUUCCACUAGCCAAGGACUAAUUGCUCAAUACUAA